Molecule: messenger RNA, 912 nt
Organism: Dibothriocephalus latus
Lineage: Eukaryota; Metazoa; Platyhelminthes; Cestoda; Diphyllobothriidea; Diphyllobothriidae
Source: the annotation of a GenBank genome assembly
GCCGCUCUGCUCUACACCUCGGCCUUUGGUGACCGUCGCAUCCGGGUGCACACUCUCUGUCUACCAGUCACCGAGUCGCCUGAGGCUAUCUUCAACUACAGCGAUCAGACAGCCAUUGCCUGUCUCAUCACCAAAAUGGCCGUGGAGCGUACCCUCACCGCCGGUUUGUCCAAUUCACGCGAAGCGCUUUCAACUGUAAUCAGCGAUAUCCUGGUGGCCUACCAACGCACCCGCAAUAAACAGUCCAGCGGUCAGGUAUAUCUCUGUCCUCUGGACGAUCGUUCCGGCGCCUUGGAGUUACUGAUAAACGCCUCCUGCUCUCGCCUCAUGUCCCUCAUCUACCCACGCCUCUACGACGUGCGCUGUUUCGUCCAUCACGUACCGACCACCGGUGAUCAUCAGCCUGACCACCGUACCCUAGCUGAAAAGGCCGCAGGAAUUUCUCUUCACGACGAGAGUCCCGAACCGGACACACCGACUGAUACACAACGUCUGCCUGGUCGUUUAAACCUAAAUUCCAAUUUCAUUAAGCGUGAUGGCGUCUUUCUUUUGGAUACCGGUUUCUUCCUCAUCCUAUUGGUGGGCUACGAUAUUCCAGCAGAGGAACUGCGUUCUCUCAUCGGCUAUGAUAGCAUAGAUGAGAUCCACGUGGAUUCCUCUGCUCUUCGCUUGCCGCUCUUACCAACGGCGGACGAUCAGGGAACCUCGUUGCCCAAGCCGAGGCGUCGCCUUCAGCAACUCAUUGGACAUCUGCGACGCGAUCGUCAUUUGGGAACUGCGCUUAUACUGGUUCGUCACGAUGCUCCCGAGUUCCUUAAGCACCAGUUCAUCAAUGCUCUGGUCGAAGAUCGCACCGAAUCGGCCCUCUCUUACAUGGAGUUUAUUCAGUCGGUUUUAAAUUUAGCACGUUGA